Folsomia candida is the source of this 797-nucleotide messenger RNA. RefSeq lists its product as uncharacterized. The coding region runs from base 121 to 528 and encodes 135 amino acids. The transcript has 3 exons. The record is from RefSeq and is a predicted model, not a curated record. Gene Ontology annotation, molecular function: protein binding. Gene Ontology annotation, biological process: signal transduction. Lineage: Eukaryota; Metazoa; Arthropoda; Collembola; Entomobryomorpha; Isotomidae.
AUAUCAACGAUUAAUGCAAUUAAUCAAUCUCGGACAGAAUAAUGUUUACUUGCUACCUGGCCGUGAAAUUCCAAUAAAAAUCAUUUUAACCGUUAAUAAAUUCGAUUUGUUCCCCUAAAAAUGGCAAAUUUGCUUGAUGUAACCACUGAUUCAAUCCCAGAUUCAGGAUCUGACGUGGUCCAGUUAAAAGAUGUUGUGGAAUUCAUGACGGAUCCGUAUUUUAUUGCAAAUUGGAAAUUGUUUUACAAUUCGUUGGAGUCGCCGCAUCCGAAUUUUCUACAAUUGGAAAAAUGGUUUGCUGCUGGGUUUAAAACAUUUCAUGAAAUACUCAUGGAGAUUUUGGGUCAUUGGGUAAUCGCAAAUUGGGGUGACGCAUCAAUAGCCAAGCUACUUGAGAUUUUGAGAAAGGAUCAUUUUUGGAAAGUUGUAGAAAUUUUGGAACAACAAUUUAGUCCAACUGCAACAAUUAUCGUGACAAAGAGCAAGUUAAGUUUCCAGAUUUCAUUGCAAAAUGACGACUCUGAUUAAUGUGUAAAAAUGUGUACCAAAUUUUUUUUUACUCUGGAUUUCUAAAGCUGUGCAUGUGCUUAUCUACUACAAAAUUUAUGUACAAGUUUAAACUAUUUUGUGGUAAAUGCUGCAAUUUUUGCACGGUGAUGAUUUGUUAACAAUUUUGAUACCACUUCCUGAUUCGCCAAAAUUAUGCACGUUAAAAUAUUAAUCAGCCCCGAUUUCAUGAUAUUUCGUGACCAUAAAUCCUUAAUUAAAUUCCAAUAAAACCAACCACUUUUCCCAUC